GUAACAUGGCUCUGAUUUACACGCGAUUUGGGACACACACACGUGACCUGAACAGGACAGAGGCUGGUCCUUCAUAUUUUAGUCACACGUUGUGACAGACUGCAGCGUAGCAAAGUAUUUAUUGCUCCAUCUGUGUUACAUUUUUACCCGUUUUUAGACUGUUUCGUGUUUGUGUUUUUCUUUAAGAAUUGAUUGCAAUUUUAAGUACCAUUUAUAAUCAAAUAUUUUAAACGACUAUUAACCAUGGUUUUAAGAUUUUGUUUACAUCUAGUCCACAACAUUCAAAGUAUUUGCUAAUGUAUCAACGCGCCUUCUAGGACAGCUAGUUCUGUGAUACCUUUUUUUUUUAUACUUCGCACUACUUUUGGAUUUUAUUUGUGCCUAGUUCUAAGUAUCUGCCAUGAGUGACAAGGAAAAUAUUCCCCCUAUAGGGACAAGACCUCUGACGCAAAGUACCCCCAUAGGAGGAUCGCCAGCACGUGUAGAUCCAGAACGGCAAUAUAGAAAUACAAUGUAUCUAUUGCAAAUCAUGACGCCGGCCUUUCUCAAAACGAUCAAAGAUCUAUUUCAAGGAGAUGACAUUGCAAAACAGAAGCAGCUUAAUGCUGUUAUGUCAACGUAUAUGAAGUAUCUGGAUUUCCGGGACUUUGAUGGUAAUUAUGAAACGAUUGACUCCUUGUACUGUGCCUUGAGGAGCAUUAUCAAUCGAGUUACUGAUACGAGACACGACCAAGAAGUCGACCCUUUUGAACAACAGUUUGCCGAGAUCGACAGGAUGGUCUUGAGUAGCCUAGGUCUAGACGAGCAAAGCCAAGACGAUGAACCGCCACCCAUGCAGUGUCCGCCUGGUCAGCGGGAUCGACUUGGAGAGCUUUCAAACAAUCAAGUAGCCGGACCAAGCCGUGAGAAGUUCUUGAACUAUCUUUCUCGUCAAAAUUUCAUGCAGUGUCCACCUAAUGUCCACCCUGGUCAUAAUCGCAUCGAGAGGGGUGAACACGCAAGACCACAGUACAAUGAUCAAGUAGCCGGACCAAGCCCUGAGACCGUCUCGAAUGAAUGCUCUAAUCAAAAUUUAUUGGACUAUCCACCUUUGUUACCUAGUCAACAUAGAGUCGUACGGAAUUGCCUUGGCGAACUUUCAAACAAGCAAGCAGUCCGACCAAGCCGUGAUUCCAUCUCGAAUGAUCCUUCUCAUCAAAAUGCCAUGGAGUAUCCAUCUAAUGUACCUGGAAUGAAUCGCAUCGAGGCAGAUAAGCUUCGAGGAUCACCAAAUAAUAGUCAAGUUCCUGGACCUAGCCGUGAGCCCUACUCAAAUUAUCCCUCUCGUCCAAAUGGCAUGCAGUAUCCACCUGUCGUAUCUGAUCAGGAUCGCAGCGUGAGAAAUCAUUUAGGCGGACCAAACAAUGAUCAAAGAGUAGGACCAAGCACUGAGCACUUCUCAAACGAGCGCCCAGAUGUCCAGCAGAAUCCAGCUCUAGGACCUAGUCAGAAAGGCGUCGUUAGAGAUCAAUUGGGCGAACCUUCGAAUCAGGUACCCGGCCCAGGCCGUGAGCAAAUCUCGAAUGUUACUUGGUUUCAAAAUGUUCAGCAGUAUCCUCAUAUCAUGUAUAGACAGGGUCGCAUAGUGAGUGGUCAAUUUGGCGGACCAGCAAAUAAUGAUCAAGCUGCUGGACCAAGCCGUGAGUUUUUCACGAAUGAUCGCCAGCAUCAAAAUGUGAAUGCUAAUAGUGGUCCAGCACAUAUGGAGACAAAACAUACAAGAGCCCCGUCUGAUUCAAGGAUGCCUCUAAAUGCAAUCGGAAAUAUUCCAGAACAGCGCAAUACCCAAAUGGUAACCUCUUCAAUUGAUGCCCACGGCUUAGCUUACAGCACUUUUAUCUCAGCAGACGAUAAUCGAGUUUUCACGGUAAUCGGCAAUUCGCUAGACCAUCAAGGUCAUGACCCGAGUACUCUGUUUAGUCCCAAUAAUGCUGACCCGAAUGCUGACCCGAAUGCUGACCUGACCUUAACUGGCAGAGAUGGGCACAACGUUUGGGAAAUUGGCGACCACAACAUGAAUGGUGAUGUGAAUUCAACAACAGUUCAUGGCAUGAUUCUAAACGGGUCAGUAAUCACGGCCAUGAAUGAUGGUAAUGAAAUAGAAAUGUCAGCUGCAGCACAAGUUUCAAGAGCGCCAGUUGAAAGCUGGAAUUCAACAUUAUUGGGGUUCGGACACAAGAAAGCCUUUGAGUACAAGAACUUAAAAGCACCAAGAGAAAGAAUACAGUUUAAUCCACCAGUGCCAGCGCCUCCUUCCCAAAGCAUGAUGGCAUCGCAAAUAUCGGCGUCCGCAGCACCGCCCAGAAACGCAGUCCAGACGUCUCAACGGGCAUAUCAGCAGACACAGAACAUAUCAACUGCACCGACAGUUCCCAUGACGUCAGCACCGGCAACGGGUAUAGCUAGACAACCGGAAGAAUUUAGGACGUCGCCACUGCAUCCAGGUUUCAUGGCGUCAUCAUCGGUAAUACGAAUGAUGCAACCACAGCCGACAACAUAUAUACCAACACCGAUAUACCCACAGUCGUCAGUGGUGCCACCAGCUGCCUCCUACAUGUCGCAGUCGUCAGUGGUGUCACCAGCUGCAUCCUACAUGUCGCAGUCGUCGCCCUUCGUUCCACAAGGUACGUUUUACAUGUCGCAAUCUUCGCCUUUUGUGCAACCAGGUACGUCCUAUAUGUCUCAUCCAGCUCCUUUCGUGACACCAGCUGAAAAUUGGAUGUCGACGCCUUCGGCAAUGCAAUUGUCAUCACGGGCAACAUACGUGCCUCAACAGUGGAUUCCGCAUAUGCCACCACCAUGGGCGAUGCGCAUGGCGUUACCAGCGGGAACUCACAUGCCGUCACUACUGGCAGCGCAUAGAGCGUCACCACAAACAACGCAAACGCAAGACCCAGAUACUUCAGCACCAUAUUAGAUAUGUCUAGAAUUAGCGACUAUAAGAUUUUCCUUGAAGAGCAAAUUUACACUGGAACUAUGGAAAACUGUCUUAAUGUAUUACAUACUACCCCUAGAAAAAUGGAAUCAGAAUUUAAGAUCACUAGCCGCAAACCCAAAAACUAAACCCUGAUAACAUUAGAGAACUUGUGAACUUAGCUACCAACCCAACAAUGUCAACACCAUGAAAACAAAGUAAGCAGCUCGUUCAAAACGAAAGUGACUACACUAGAGAUCUAAUGCCUACUCAAAUUCUUACAAAUAAAAUGAAAGCAAUGCACGGACAAUGGCUGUCCUUUGGGGACUGCAGUGACAAGUCGUUCUUGUAGAUAUGUUCAACUUCUGUGGACAACAACAACAUAAAAAAAAAGAAACAUUCUAAAAAUUCUUAUAUGUAUAUAUAUAUAUAUAUAUUAAUUAUAUUUUUCUUUUUAUAAUUAUCAAAUAUCUUUACAUAACUCGAAAAUUUUUACAAAGUUUUUAAGCUUCAAUUUUUAAGCUUCUAAAUAUUUUACAGGUCUUUUUUCUUUUUUAGUGUGAUCUAUUUAUACCCUCUAUUUAGAGUACAAUCAU
This is a messenger RNA of Biomphalaria glabrata, 3549 nucleotides long. RefSeq lists its product as uncharacterized. The record is from RefSeq and is a predicted model, not a curated record. The transcript has 3 exons. The coding region runs from base 401 to 2956 and encodes 851 amino acids. NCBI's taxonomy places the organism in Eukaryota, Metazoa, Mollusca, Gastropoda, Planorbidae.